AUGACGCUGUUUGAUCAUUGUAAAAAACCCGCCGUUAAAAAAUGAGAAUUGGGUCAGCGAGCUAAUGCAGUUGGUUGUAACAGUUGUCUUUUCAUUCAUGGAGCCUUACUCGACGCUUGCCGGGACACAUAACAACCUGUUCGGAAGAGGGUGAGAGAUGUGCGGUGUUGCCAGCAUCUGUAGACGGGAGUCGUAGCCGUUAGACCGGUCCAUUUGUGCGCGUGCCUCCCACCGUCUGUUUUGGACACCGACAGACGAGCCCGGUGAACGUCCGCGCUACGGUGCGUACCGGCCCGGGUGGCGCUGAAUGGUUAGCGGCUGGGAAGGACAGACGUCGGGAGCUGCUCGGGUGAAACACCCCGCGCCUCGCCCCGGAUAGCCAGACAGCAACACGGCGCACGCUGGAGUAGUUGCAACAAUUGAAAAGUCUUGGUUCGUGAAGAUGACUUCUAAAGACAUGUGAGCCUCAACUCUUCUGCCUAAAACUGCAUUUACUCUAGAUAGACAUUUGCACAGUUUAAUGAUGUCAAGCCGCCGAAAAUCAACAACGCCUUGCAUGGUGCUGCCCUCUGAUGUGGUGGAGCAGUUACCAUCUGAUGAGCUGGAGGGGAUAACUGAAAGAACAAAAGAAGAUCAUACUGAUGGGGUGGACGGGACAGUAGAUAAGGUUACAACAGCAGAGGAACUGGAUCAUACAGUAGUGGUUGUCCCUACCCUACCAGAUGCUGGCGAAUCCAACAACUUAGAGGAGAAAGAUUCGCUGAGUCCAUCACUAAAGUGUAGCACCGCAAACGCCCCAGAGUGUCGGGGCAGCGACCAGUAUCAGCAGUGUGACAUGCCUGAGGAAGCAGAAGCAGAUGCCACAACUGUUGCCGCCAUUUCUCUCAGCAAGACUCCGAUCAUGAGGAUGAAGACCAAAUCUGAACCCAAGAAAAUCACGUCUUCCCUUAAUGCAUCAGAUGAAGUAGUGGAGUAUUUUGAAAGAGGGGUCGAAGGCAAGCUGGGCGGAGAGCAGGAGCCAAUCGAAGCUCCUCUGGGGCCCAUGGCAUCUAUGGAGAUGCUGCUGCACGACUCUAUGAAGCUCGGAGGAGGCAACUUUCUAUUCAGCCAGCCCUCAGAGAAGCCAAGGAAGUCAUCCAUUUUAAAUCCUACUGUUAUUCCUCCUGGCCUGGCACAGGUGCUUUCUGCUUUCCAGGCGCAGCAAACUACAGCAGCUCAACCCCAGCUGCUCAUACCUCUGAGCAGCAUUCCCUCUUAUAGCGCAGCUAUGGACACCAACCCUCUGCUGGGCGGCACCUACAAGAAGUUUCCCUACCCCUCAGUGGCUGAGAUCAACAGUCUGGCAGGGCAGACGCAAUUCACAGAGGAGCAGAUUAAGGUAUGGUUCUCUGCCCAGCGGCUGAAGCACGGCGUCAGCUGGACCCCAGAGGAAGUAGAAGAGGCUAGGAGGAAACAGUUCAAUGGCACCGUGCACACUGUGCCUCAAACUAUCACUGUCAUACCUGCUCACCAGCUCUCAGCUGCUGCCAACGGCCUACAGUCCAUUCUUCAGACCUGCCAGAUAGUGGGCCAGCCAGGCUUGGUAUUCACGCAGUUGGGUCCAGGAGGAAACCUUCCAGUGACCAAUCCCAUCACCCUGACAGUGGCAGGUCUGCCCAGUCAGUCCCAGAGCUCCAGCAGAGUUUCCUGCCAGUCCACCCCAACAAACAGUGAUCUUAAACGGGCUACCACCAUUCAGCCCCCCUCUCUUUCCCCCCAGGAGAACUCAGCCCUGAAUGCAGACACAUUCAGUAUGCGGCCCAAGAAGUCCAAAGAGCAGCUGGCGGAGCUGAAAGCCAGCUACCUUAAAAACCACUUUGUCAGUGAUGCAGAGAUCGCACGCUUGAUGAACAUCACCAAUCUGACCAAGGGCGAGAUCAAAAAAUGGUUCAGUGACACCAGGUACAACCAACGAAACUCCAAAAACAAUGUGAUUGUUUUCCACGACGGAGGUAGCAGAGGAGGAGGCGGUAGCUGUAGCAGCAGCGCCAACGCCACCAUAGUCAUCGACUCAAGCGACGAAACCCCGUCAUCCCCGCACCGUGCCCGCACGCCUCCUGUGAAGGAGAAGGAGACGCGGCCCAAGACGUGGAAUCCUUUCCCCGACUUCACUCUGCAGAAGUUUAAAGAGAAGACACCGGAGCAACUGGUGGUGCUGGAGGAGAGCUUUGAGAAGAGCAGCACUCCGUCAGAUGAAGAGCUGAGCCGCCUGAGAACGGAGACAAAACUGACACGCAGGGAGAUUGAUGCCUGGUUCACAGAGAGACGAAAAAUUCCGACAAUCAGCACACCCUCCCCAGAUUCUUCUGAGGGAGGGCCAACGGACACCGGUGGAUUGAGCACUGAUGUCGGGGCUUCUUGCUCUCCCUCUUCCUCUCGUACGAUUAGUCAAACUCCGCCCGGAGGCCGCAGUAAGCAGAUAGCAACCAGCAGCAGCAGAGACAUCAAAGAUAAGACUAAAAAGACUCCAGAACAGCUCCAUCUUCUUAAAAGUGCCUUUGUGCGAACUCAGUGGCCCACCACAGAGGAAUACGAACAGCUAGCAGAGGAAACCGGUCUGCCCCGACCUUACGUCGUCAGCUGGUUCGGGGAUUCUCGGUACUCCUGGAAGAACGGGAACCUUAAAUGGUUCUUUCAGUACCAAAGUGGUAACGUGGAGGGCCCAAACAGUGGGGGGAGCAACAAAUUGGGUAGUCGAAAAAGACGUCCCAGAAAUCGUGGUUGGGGGAGAUCUCGAACCCGCAAGCAGCCGAGGCGGUCCGCCUCGUUUAGUUCAGACCUGGACAUGUGUCCCCCGCCAAAGAAAUUCAAGAGCGGCAGGGACAUCCUAAAGGAGUAUUACCUGAAGCACCGCUUCCUCAGUGAGCAGGACCUGGAUGAGCUUGUCACCAAAACCAAUAUGAGCUAUGAACGGGUGAGGGAAUGGUUCGCUGAGGUCCAGAGACGACUGGAUAUGGGAGCAGACCCCUUCCAGGAGCCGACUUUGGGGAGGGCAGACGGAGGAGAAGGGGCAGACGAGAUCCGGAUAGAGGCAUCGAGUGCCAACAAGGAGCCCUCAGGCACUGAAAUGGGAGAGGAGGACGAAGAUGACGACGAGGAGCAUGAUGAAGAAGACACAGAUGACAGUGAGGUUUGGGAGCCGUCACGCAGUGUGAGGAAGUCCUUGUCUGUGUCUGAGGACUAAAUCGUUAAAGAAUGUUACAACUCAAUAAUGGUGUUCACCUAAAUGCUCAACGGUGACAUUGAUUAUGUUCCAAAUAUUUGGGAAUGAUGCUUUAUGUCCCAAUCUCAGCUCUUACCCAGCGGGCAAUAUUUAAGCAAUGUAUUUUUUGGUACACCAAAAAAGCAGACAAUAAUAGUAUUUAAAAUGUAAAAACAAUCAUCAACUAGAAUUUAUGAUGUAAAGUCCCUCACUGAAUUUAAUGCUGCAUUUCUUUAGAAGUGUUUUGAGCACAAGCGCAAAUUUCAACUUCAAUUGCAAAUGAAUGUUGGCCCCUUUUCACUACAAAAUGAAAUGUGACUCCUUUUUAAUGUGUUUACAAGGUGCGCUUAAAGUUGCCCUUAGGUUAAACCACAUUUAGCACACCUGGUGGAAGGGUUCCGUCAUCAUUUUAAAGCGACACACACCUACAGUAAAUGAGAAUGGAUGAGUUUACAUAGGUUAUGGUAAUCCAUCAGAGAUAAAGGCUUAAUGCAACGUGAGCCAAAGUACGUUAAUACUGAGUGAACACCAAUGUUUUGGUGGAAGGAUGUCUUUUCGAAGUCUUCCCUUGAUGGUGGUUACUAUUCUACAUCGUGGAAAAAUGUAUGUUUAAUAUGCACUGCGAUUGACAUGUUUUGCACCUUUUGAUACAACAAGCUCAAGGCUGUUGUUACCUAUUUUCUAUGGAGGUUCUAACAGUUUGAGCUGUGCCAAACUUGAAUGUGUUUCCAGACUUGCAAGGCGGUGCUUUUGGCCCGCCCUAAAACAAAACAAAACAGUGUUUUGCAGCAAGCAUGCACUAACUGCACCUCCAUCAGUAAAAAAAAUCAUAACCAAACAUAAUUACUGGUCUGAUAAAUUGGUCUGGAUCUGGGGUCUCCAAAAGAUAGGUCACAAAGAGUCAAAUAAUGGUACUUUUUUAUAACAGUUCAAUUAUAUUCAAUGAGAAAAUAGCAUAGAGAAAUACAAUCACUGUUUAAAAAUACAAUUUAAAUGUUGUCAGUCAUUUAAAUAAAACACAGAUAACUAAUUUUUCCUUUCUAUUUGUAAAGUAGCUCUAAUACUGAUGAAAGUUGGAGACCCCUGGUCUAGAAAGACUGUCAACAGUAUUUUAAACAUUUCAAAUGAUGAAGCACCUGAACUCAACUUGUUUAAAAUGCACUUUGUCUACCACAGUGGAUUAAAUUAUUGAUUUGGCACCUUAUUCUCGAUGUAUCAUGAAAUGGCUCUGAGAGUCAAUGUUUUCUUUCAUGCUAAACCAGUAUUUUGCCUUUAAAAAAAAAGUCAAGAAAAUGUUUCCCCUAAGGGAGGACUCUUACCAGUGUAUCCACUUUUCUAAUAAUAUGUAAAUUAUGUUGUUUGAAAGUCGAAUGUUUAUAUAGCUCGGUGGAAUCAACUGCCACUUUUUUUUUUUUGCUUUAUUGCACAGUUUGAGCCACAUUUGGAAUACCUUUUAGUAAAAAAAAUGUGGUUGGUAAAGGUUUUUGUAAAUCACAGAAAUGGUGUCCACUUUCAUUUGUCCUUUGACUCUUUUCCCUCCAAGAAAAUCAUGUGGACACGAGCAGUGUCCUGCUUGUUGUGGACCGAUGAUACCAUAAGGACAUUGACUUUGCAUUCACAGACCCUUGCUUUCUAAAAAGAAAUGCUCAAAGGACAACAUAGGACUACCAUCUUUUCAACCAUGGAUAGGACCAUAGACCUUAAACCCUUUGCAGAUAAAUACUGUACCUAUAUGUGCCUCCAUGGCUUGUGGACUUGUUCCAAGACAAUUGCACCAUCUUAACAACACAAACCACUGACGGUGUAGUAGCCUUGUUCAAACCAAGUGGUGAUGCAUGACCAAGCUCUGCUUUCUGCCGACACUACAAAUGCCUGUCAUGAAGUUAACAUUGUAAACUUCGGGUUUUAAAACCUCUGUGUUAGGAUUUUUAGUUCUUGUAUUUUUGCCACCUUGUACUUGUCGUUCAUGCUAUGUUAGCACCUUUUUAGCAAUCUCAAAGCAUUUUCAGCCUGCCUGGCUUGCUGAUUGCAACCGAAUGAAAGCGGAAACACAUUAUUUGUUGUAAUGUGAACUGUAAGUGCCUGGGCAUGAAAAAGAACAAGAUGUUAUAGCUUAUAUACAUGUGUACCUACCGUUUAUACUUUUUUUUUGUCGAAUACUGCAUGCAAUAAGUACGUCAAACAACUUCUCAUUUUGUACAUACGUUUGGCUGGCUUGGUUUACUUGACACGGUGGCUAAGCAAGUAAAAGUUAGAAAAGUCAGUCACCAUUUUGACUGCGACCAUGAAUUGUUUCAGCCCUGUCAGUUACCUUCGAACUGUUCCAUCUAUGUUUUGUACUGCUGCACAUUCUGCUUACUUUUAGUCCAGAGAUUAGCUGAAAGCCUACUCCGAAAGUAUUUUACUAUUGUCCGCCUGCUUGUAGAGGUUUGCUAUGUUUUUACCAAUGAAAAAGUCUCAAAGAAUACUUUGUUUACACUGCACACAAGGUGAAAGUGAAACUCAAUCUGUUUUAGGUUCAGCCUGUAUUGCUGGAGUUGCUUUUGGGUACUUUGGGCUGCCACGGACCACACCUCACUUUGAAAAUACAUGAACUUUGUCGAAGGAAAUAGUAAAACUAAAAACAAAGAUGGUGUCAUUGGGGAUAUAAAUGCUACUGUUACAAUAACACAGGUACAUGAGUGUUUGAAACAGGUGACUUGUUUCCAUGGGCGUUAUGAAGUGAUUUGUCUUCUCAAUGGAGUGCGGUUAUCUAUCAUCAUGUAUCAUAUCAUAUAUCCCACUUAAUCUUGCUGUAGUUAGUAUGCUGACUAGUAUACCUGCUGUGUUAUUUACAUGCAUACCUUGUGUCAUCUAAAUGCUUCACUCAUUUUCUUUAUACCUGUGAUCUAUGAAUGUUUAUUUUGACAAAAUACACGUCACUACUGUCAUCUGCUUUUUUCCCCCUUUUUCUGAGAUUAUUUAUUCUCAAUGCAACACUUUCCUUCACUGCAAUCAUUAGAGCUGAUGGGUUUUCUCUCUACAGCUACAUUUCUACAACAUUAAUUCAAUUACAUUUCAUAAUGGUGCUACAGUGGCGUUCAUAAGGCUGGUGCAAUUGCUUCAAAACACUAAUAAAUGUUGACUUUAA
Messenger RNA from Nerophis lumbriciformis (worm pipefish), 6371 nucleotides. Its product is annotated as zinc fingers and homeoboxes protein 1-like. Gene Ontology annotation, cellular component: nucleus. The record is from RefSeq and is a predicted model, not a curated record. Gene Ontology annotation, biological process: regulation of transcription by RNA polymerase II. Gene Ontology annotation, molecular function: DNA-binding transcription factor activity, RNA polymerase II-specific; DNA binding. NCBI's taxonomy places the organism in Eukaryota, Metazoa, Chordata, Actinopteri, Syngnathiformes, Syngnathidae.